Molecule: messenger RNA, 1386 nt
Organism: Penicillium longicatenatum
Lineage: Eukaryota; Fungi; Ascomycota; Eurotiomycetes; Eurotiales; Aspergillaceae
Product: putative zinc metallopeptidase
Exons: 1
Coding region: 1-1386 (461 amino acids)
Molecular function (GO): hydrolase activity, acting on carbon-nitrogen (but not peptide) bonds, in cyclic amidines
Source: RefSeq, a predicted model, not a curated record
AUGCCGCCUCCUAAAUUGAGUGAGAGAAUAAGAUCAAUACAGGGAGUAAGAAUCGCUGGGUGCUCAUCUGCUUGUAAUAUCGACUUCGAGUACCCGUCGGAUUCUCAAGGCACAAUCGCAUCAAUCACCCCGCACGACUCUUCCGCAGAUGACAUCCAAGCUCCUCUUGCUUUACCGGCCUUGACCCACCCACACAUUCAUUUGGACAAAGCAUUUGUUCAUAAUGCACGCGAAUAUUCCAAUCUCCUACCUUGCACGGGCACUUUCCAAGAAGCCUUAUCUUUCACCACCAAGGCCAAAGAGAACUUCACCUAUGCUGAUCUUUUGAGAAGAGGGGAGUGGCUGUUGGCCGAGUCUGUUUCCUCGGGAGUCACAGCAAUGAGGGCUUUUGUAGAAGUCGAUCAUACAGUUCAGUUGGUCUGUUUAGAUGCAGCGGUUGCCCUGAAGAGCCAAUGGAACGAGGCCUGUCAUAUUCAGAUCGCCUGUUUCGCCCAAGAUCCCAUUUUCUCCAGCGAAUACGGGGAAGAAAAUCGCACUUUGCUCGAAAAGGCUCUGGGAACUUAUUCGCAGAUUGACGUACUGGGAACCACACCCUACGUGGAAUCCAGCGUGGAGGCUUCAAAGAAGAACAUCGCAUGGGCGAUUGAUCGCGCUUUACUCCUUGACAAACAUGUCGAUUUCCAUCUGGACUAUAAUCUGGAUCCCGGCAAAGAGGCGCUCAUCUGGUAUGUAUUGCAGACACUGCAACAACGAGGCUGGACUAGUCUAUCUACACGGAGACGCGUGAUGCUCGGACAUUGCACCCGCUUAACCCUCCUCACCGAUGAAGAAUGGCACGAAAUAUCUCGCUUCAUCCAUGACAAUGAUCUUCCCGUGAGUUUCGUCGGGUUACCAACUAGCGAUCUAUAUAUGGCCGCGCCGCCGGACCAAGGAGGUCCCCACCAACGGCCCAGGGGUACCCUUAGAGUUCCCGAAUUGAUCCGUAAGCACAAUCUGGACGCAGUUAUUGGUGUUAACAACGUUGGCAAUGCUUUUACGCCGUGGGGCUCUGCCGAUCCCUUAUUUUUGGCCUGUGUUGGGGUGGGGGUUUACCAGGCAGGGGCACAGGAUGAUGCUGGACUUUUAUAUGAAUGCGUGUCCACUCGUGCCAGGGCUGCGAUUGGUCUUUCGGCUGACACUAGUCUAAUUUUGCAACGGGGUUCAUGUCUGGAUCUUGUCCUCUUCCAUGAUCGAGAUGAUACCGGUUGUGGAGUAUCCCGUCCACGUAUGAGCGUGGCUGAAGUGGUUUGGGAUCCACCGGCGCGAACUAGCAGAAGCGUUAUUACCAAUGGGAAGGUGCAGGUCGGACUUUCAGGAGUCUAUGAGGUGAAGUAUGAAUUUGCAUGA